This is a messenger RNA of Laetiporus sulphureus 93-53, 1861 nucleotides long. Its product is annotated as acid protease. Gene Ontology annotation, molecular function: aspartic-type endopeptidase activity. The record is from RefSeq and is a predicted model, not a curated record. The transcript has 11 exons. Bases 1 to 1398 code for a protein of 465 amino acids. NCBI's taxonomy places the organism in Eukaryota, Fungi, Basidiomycota, Agaricomycetes, Polyporales, Laetiporaceae. Gene Ontology annotation, biological process: proteolysis.
AUGAGGCCCUCAUUACUCUCUGGGUCUUUGCUGCUAUACCUCUGCUUCCUCAUUGAUGAUUGGGCUGUGAGUGCAGUGAGAGUGCCGGUGGCCAGAAGGCGUGUCGAUCAUGGAAAUGGGGCAAGUAUGUCUUCUGCCAAGGGAGGACUGGACUUGAAGGACGCGGGGGACCUCAAUUACUAUACCAACGUUUUAAUUGACACGGGAAGUGCGGACUUGUGGGUAGCAGGGAAUGUACCUGGCGUGCAGAGCACAGGAAAGACCGCUACGAUAGACUAUGCGAUUGGGUCGGCGGACGGUAGGUUUCCUCGCUUUAUUUUGCAAGUGUAUCAAGGUGCAUAUUUUGAUGAAUACACAGUUGAGGACCAGGCUUUCGUUAGCGUCACUCCCGACAGCUCGCACCCCUCGGGCCAGGGCACCAUCGGCCUGGGGCCCAACAGCGACUCACCCCCCAACAUCUUGACCAUCCUCCUUGGCCGUUCGGACGACACAACGAAUCCGUUCCCAGGCGAGCUGACCAUCGGGCGCGUGCUGGAAGGGUACGAAAAUGUCACGGCGCAGCCGAAGCUCGUGGUGCAUUGGCAGACGUUAUUGGGUAAAGAUGGGAGUGUUGCGCCGGGUGGAGAGAUUGUGCAAGUGCAAUCAGUCGUGGAGGGACUGGACCAGCUUGUGGUGGUAUUUGACUCGGGGUUCUCCUUGCCACAAGUUCCGAGCACAGUCGCUGACGCGUUCUAUUCAAGAGUGCCAGGGACUAACUUCACGAUAUGUUCCUGGUGCUGGCGAGAGCUGAAUAUCACGUUCAAGUUUGGCGGGAUAAACUUUCCCGUAAACCCUUUGGAUGCGAGCCUGGCAAUGUUCAACGAGCGCAACGCUGAUGGAGAGCCUGUCUGUGUGAGCUCGUUCCAUCCUAUCACUUCUGCAGCUUCAUCAGAGUACGAUAUGAUUCUGGGGAUGGCAUUUCUGAGGAAUGCCUAUCUGCUGGUCGAUUUUGGUGACUUUGUCGAUGGCUCCAGUUCGCAAACGGCGGAGCCCUAUAUUCAACUACUCUCCACCACCGACCCUGCGCAAGCACACCAAGACUUUGUGCAAGAACGUUUGGGCGGUGUGGACAACACAUCAUCGUUCCACCUACUCCCCGCUUCCGCUUCGAAUAUGUCUCAGGGCAAUGACUCAAGCAAUACCACCGACGCCUCCCUGGCGGGGGAAAUAAAACCAUAUGUACCUUAUAUCAUCGCCGGCAGCGUGGCCUUGGGGAUCUUCUUUAUUGUGAUGGUGGCCUACUUCCUGACAAGACCAAGCCGGAAGGCGUACCAGCGACUGCACGAGCCUGCGCCCGCAGGCCUGCAUUACGAACAACCACCUUUCCCUCGUUACGAGCGGCCGUACCGUCGCUACUAAUGAAACACUGGACUCUGCAUGGACCAACGCACUAGGGCCGCUGUGAUUGUGACGGGCAACGGACCACUCACACAUCAUGUAUUAAAUUAUUGUAGCACGCAACGCUAUCGCUCUUGUUCUCGCCGCCCAUCGAGCCAUGAGGAGGCCUCACGACCCGUGCUUAUCUGGAGAAGGUGCUAGUCGGGCGCUGUAGAAGGGCAGUGCGCGGAGACAAACACCUUUGGUCACGGAGGAUACUUCGGGUUCUGGAACUGAAGACGCCGUCGCCGAUAGGGACGGCGUCCGCGAUGCGCGGGAGCCGGCUGCGAGUAGAGCCGCGUGCCCUUGGCAAUGCAUGGGCGCCCAAUGUCGCGAACGCAUUCACUCGUUUUCACUGUCGUCGUCGAGCGAAGGAGAAAGCUAGUCAGAGAGCAGAGAGCAGGGGCGGCAGCAUAGAGUUACCCUCCGGUGAUGCACCGGGUGG